AUGGCUGCUACUGUUGUUGUCAUUACAGAGAAAAGUAAUAUCGAUGCUCCCAAUCAACACAUUUCAUUAAUCGGACAUAUAAUUAUUAUUGUUCUAAUCAUAUUCCUUCUCUUCGUUGGCUUGCAUUUAGGAAGGCAUUUCGCCAAGUACAUAAGAAGAAAAUUCUCCCGCCGCCAAGAGCCCAAUUUGCUUGAUGAUAUAGAGGAACAAGAUGUUGAUGUUGAGAGAGAAAUUUCCAGACCAAUUUCCUCUGCAUCUGAGGAUACAACUACUGAAAAAGGAGUUGCUACAACUGCGCGUAGAAUGCUUCGGGCCUUACCAAGAGCAAUUUCAAAAGCUGCCCUUGUUGUCUCCAAAUCUACUCGUAGAAGGGCUCCUAAGAAUUCAGAAAACCAAGUUAAUAUUUCCACUAUUUUUAAGCCUAGACCAAGUUCUUCGUGCGAUCGAGAUGUUUUUGAUAUGACCAGAUUCAGCUCCUUCAAUUUAUAUGAGGACCCCCAACCCAGCACUUCUGCUACCACUGAUUUUGAAGUAUUGGGUGCUACCUGCAGUAAUUACUAUGAUGAAAACUGGGAGUCUUUUUUUUCUCAAGAUGGUUCUUCUGUCAGAGAAACUGCUUCCAAAAAUGAAACCUUUAAUCUUGAUUCUGAUUUGCCAAGAUUUAUGAAUCCUCCCUCAAGGAGUGCUAGAAACAAACAAGUUCAAGGAGUUAACGAAAGAGAUUUUACAACCUGCGAUAAUUACUAUGGUAAAAACUGGGAGUCUUUUUCUUCUCAAGAUUGUUCUUCUGCCUGGAAAGCAGCUUCCGAAAAAGAAACCUUUAAUCCUAUUUCUGAUUUGCCAAACUUGACUAAUCCUUCCUCAAGUGAUGCAGGAAAUAAAGGAGUUCAAGGACUUAGUGAAAGAGAUUCUCUUCGACUCCAGCCCUGGGGUGAUAAGUUAAACACCUUUGAAACAAAAUUAUCUGCUUCUCAAGGAUCUGCUUCUAAAGAUCACUAUGAUGAUUAUUACAAACAUCAAUCUAAGAAAGAUACAUACAACAAUCUUGAAAUCUGGCCUUCAAAUUCCAGCGUAAAAGAAGAGAUGGCUGAGGGGGCUACCUUUUCUCAAAAGAAAGUUAAAUUCAUUCAGGAUCAUGCUGAGUAUUUCAAUAACUCGAACAUACUUCAAGCCGCAGACGAAAAUAAAAUCAUCCAGUCGAUGGUAGAUGAAAGAUUCAAUACCCAUACCGAAUAUGACGGCAAUUACCACAAAAGUAAUGCAGAUAAAAAAGAAGCUUCUGGAAACAACUUUACUACCAAAGAUGGAAAGAAAAUUGUGAGAAUUUUAAAACCAGUUUCAGGAAAACCCUGUCGACCCAUUCAUGAAGUAUUAAAGCAAACUGAAGGUCCUGAACAAUAUUUGUUUCGUGAUAAGGAAAAUACCGCUGAUGAUUUGAAUAACUCAUCUGAAGAAAACGGGGAUCAAUCUCCUGGAAUAGUCAGCAUUGAAUUAUUUGAUUGGAAUACAGCUGAUGAUAGUAACUUGAUCAAGAAGAGGAAUAAUGAACCUGGAACAAGCAAACAAGCAACAGUAAUAAGAAGAAGUUAUGGGCAACGGGACAGAAAUGAACGAAAGAAACCAUUUGAGCAGCUAAAGAAAUUUUUUCAAUGGAAAAAGGCUAAAAAGUUUGAAGAUACUAGUACUGGUAAAAAUUGGAAAUUUUUAAGAGCUUUAAGGGAAACUCCUUACGAAGGCCAUAAUAAAAGUAUUCCACUUCCUGUUUUCUCUCCUGAGUCCAAUGGUUCUUGCUCCCAAGGAGCAGAAUGUUCUUUUAGGCGUUCAAAGGCAAUUACAUUUAUAAAAAAAUUGACGAAAUCUCCAAAGAAUGAAACUGACGAGGAAUCGCUUUCCCAAGAUGUGAAAAACGAAUUCAAUGCUGAGGCUUUGGUUCUCGAAGAAAUGAAGGAAUUUCCAGAGAAGGAAACUGCUGAUGAAUCAUUUUCCCUAGCUGUGAAAAAUGAAUCUAAAAAUGAGGCAUUGAUUUUCGAACCAGAGGCUUGGUCUAGCUUUGAAAACUUGUAUGAUGAAGAAAUUUUAAGUGACGAUGAAUAUGGAAAUGAAAGUGACAAUUUGGAGGAAGACAAUGAUUCUAUAAUUGCCUGUUACGACAGCAGUGAAUUUGAAUUUAGCGAUGAAGAUAAGGAAAAUCCUGACUCAAAUGAUUCUGAACGUAAUGGAGAAAGCAGACGUAUUUAAAAGACGGGAACUAGUCUCUGAAGAAAGAGCGACUAUAAUUAUUAACACCUUACUUCACAUUUUAAUGAAAUUUAUUUACAUUUGAAUGAAUUGUUCAUUAUUUUUUCU
This is a messenger RNA of Parasteatoda tepidariorum (common house spider), 2346 nucleotides long. The record is from RefSeq and is a predicted model, not a curated record. NCBI's taxonomy places the organism in Eukaryota, Metazoa, Arthropoda, Arachnida, Araneae, Theridiidae.